AUGGAUUCUUUAUUCAAUCUGGCAGUCUCUGGGACUGAAGUGGAGGAUACGGCGAGAACGGCAAAUGCAGAGACCGAAUCAUCAAACCAAUUCCCCGAAUCAUCACGUUCGCCCCCUCAUCCCGCGCCAAUCCUGCCCUCGGAAGAGCUGGAACAUGCGUACUGGGCGCAGUAUGAAGAGGACACAACCAUCCCAGAUGAGGACGAGAUGAAAGAAAUCGACGGCGGCGAUUCGGACUACAGUGCUAGUGAUCAUAAAUAUUGGGAAACUAACUUCUUUCGGGAUUUGGGAGAUCCUGAAUAUGUACCCAUCGAAAAGGCCCGUCUAACGUGGACGUUCAAGGGUGUUCGGGGCAUCCCCGAGAACCCCAAUCGUGACAAAGUCAUUCGCUCCCCACCAGCAUUCGUUGGGGGAUACUGGUGGCGAAUCAAGUUCUACCCUAGGGGGAACAAUGUUAAUGCAUUGAGUGUCUACCUUGAAUGCUCUCCCACAUUGCCCGCUCCAGAUGGCAAGCUUCCUGAGACGGAAUUUACGGUCCAUCGAGGCCCAGCCGAUGCCCCACUAGAUAAUAGCACCCCGGACAUUCAAAUAAAGACUACAGCAACGGACGACGCAGCAGCGUGGUUUGAGAACUACAAGUCUCAAUAUCCUGCAGCCAGGAACACCCCCCUAUCUGAUCAUGGAACCUUGGACUCUUGGCGUGUGCCCGCACAGGUCGGCGUCAUUGUAUACAACCCCCAAGAGCCACGCACAGGAUGGAUGCAGUCUUCUUGUCAUCAAUUUAACCCUCAUAAUUUGGAUUGGGGGUGGACAUAUUUCCACGGCCCAUGGGAUCAAAUCCAUUCACGCCGGCGAGGACAACAUCGUGCUCUUCUGAACAACGACACGCUCUCAUUUGAUGCCUACAUUCGUGUGGUGAAAGAUCCUACCAAGUCCCUUUGGUGGCACCCAAGUGAGUCCGAGCCAACGUGGGAUAGCAUGGCCUUGACCGGUUACCGACCUCUGGGUGACUCGAUCAUCAAUCACAGCCCAGAGGUAGCCGGGCUGGCCUCGUGGCUGCACAUUGCUCCAUUCUGCAAGAUCAUUCAAAACAUUGAUGUGUUUGAACAUCUCACCAAUGCCGAUGCCAGACCGAAGCCUCUAUGCGAUGCUCUCCAGAGGCUUCUGUGGCAGCUUCGCCGCCAGACACUCUCCCCGAGCUAUGUCGAUACGGACGGCGUGACUGCAACUUUGCGCAAUCUGCAUGAGUUCUCGAGCGAUGUGUCCGAAUUCUGGGAGCGUCUGCGUCGUAACUUGGAACUAGAACUGAAGGGAACAGAGGCCGGCAAACAAUUUGCUUGCCUCUUUGAUAGUCCGGUCGUACAAUCUCCGUCUUCUGAUAGCGAAGUCCCUUUGAACAUGCUGCCAAGAGACUUCAACUCACGUAUUUACGUGCCAAUUGAUCAAGCCAAGUCUACCUCUGAAGCCGUUAGUGGAUAUCUGAGUGCUAAGCCCGGUCGUUGGUCGCUUCCAUCAGUUCUUCAUGUCGAGUUUGGGCGCCAUACUCUGGACAAGGCCAAACGCUGGCAGCUGCGGUAUGACAAAGUAGAGCUGGAUGAGGAGUUGGAUCUGACCCCGUGGGUGGUUGAUGGCCAGGGUAGCAAGUAUGUGCUUUAUGGCUAUAUUGUUCAUCGAGGCCGCCGUACCUCGGGCAAGUUCUUUAGUAUCCUUCGCCCAGCGGGUCCAGGUUCCACAUGGCUGGCUUUUGACGAUGGCAGUGAUAACCGCGUGGAGUGCUUGACCCAGAAAACAGCCAUGGGUCCACACCUAGGUCUCGAUCCCUCCCAGGCUGUGGAUCACAAGAAGGGUCAUGAUGUACCUGUCGUGACAAUUUACAUCCGUGGCGAUCUGAUAUCGGAGCUUUUGCCUGGUCCCCAAGAGCCUUGGGAAGUGCCUGUGACCUUGAAACAAUACUAUGAAACAGGAGUGUACCACUCAGGUUCCAAGCCUGGGGAUAGUGUUCAAGUUGAGGUCUAUGCGCUUUCCCAGUAUGACCAGCUCACCAGCCUUUUUGACUCCUACGAUCUCAUGGCACAGGCCAAAGUGGCAAACAGUGUCAUGUAUCUGACUUUGCCCCGUUCAUCACGCUUAGCAGAACUACGCAAAAGAAUUUCUAUUGGGAAGUCCUCUGGCUCUGAAGUCAUUGGUCCCGAGCGGGUUCGUUUAUGGCAAAUUGGCAACUCAUUUGCUCAAUCUGGGUCAUCCUUGGCGUUUGAUCGUACUAUUGAUUUGAAUGUUCCGCUGGAUCCUUCAUUGAGCACCAUACGGUUCUGGAUGGAAACUAUCUCGAAGGAGGACGCUCACCUGUUCGCCAUCCCAGACCCUCCUGCAGUCACAACUUCAGAGAAUAAGCCGGAUGACUUGGUCGUCGAGAACUCUAUCCACGGCGGUUCUGAAAAUGUGACAUCUGUGACUGAAGGAGAUGCCGUCGCUAGUUCAUCUGGAAAUGCUCUCUACGAGGGUCCCGCCGCUUCAGAUACUGUCAACUCUGUUAUCGAUGGUGGAUCGCUGCUUCCGUUGGCCACAUCUUCUCUAGAGAAUGAUGCUUUUGCUACUGGAAGGGCAGCACAAGAAGUGGUGCUGGCUACUGUUAUAGCAACUCCAGCAACAGAAGAAGCAGCAAGCUCCGCUCCUGUGUCAAAUUCUGAAGUUGAGUCUUCUACACUGGAAGGGGCUCCUCAAGAACAGACCCAAUCCGAGUUCAAGUUGCCUGUUGGCCAUACAUACUACUUUAUUCAAAUUUUCAACGCGGAAAAUCAAGUGCUUCGUACCGUGGGGUCAUUUUUCUCCAAACAUGAUUCCAACGUUAAAGCGUCCAUUCGACGCCACUUACAGCGGCCUCUUCACCAAGACUUUCUCAUGUGGAAACGAGUCGAUGGUGCUGCUGUUACUCCGGUGUCACCUGCUGACAACUUCGACGAUAUGCUUGCUCCGCACGGAACAUGUUUCAUCGUCGGAGAUAAGUUGACCAAGGACAAGCGCACUCAACUUGCUUCAUUGGGAUUGUUUACCAGUCCUGAUCGUCUGGUUCAGUACCUGUGGGCCGAUUCUCGCGGUCACCCAAUCCAAGGUUUCACCGGCACGAAGACUAUCGAAGCCACCUUCACAAACGACUACUAUAGUGGUUGCUUCCUCAAAGGUUAUCACCAUGGUAAAGGCAAGCACAUCUCCAGCACUGGCAUGAUGUACGAAGGCGACUUCGUCUUUGGCAGACGCCACGGCCAAGGCAAGCUAACCUAUCCCACCGGCGACACAUACGACGGUGAUUGGGUCGAAGAUGUAUGCCAUGGACAAGGUACUUAUGUUGAGAAGGCGACAGGCAACAAGUAUGUCGGCGGCUUCAAGGAUGGCAAACGCCACGGCAAGGGCAUCAGCUACUGGGAGGUGGCCGACGCAGAGUUGGAUCUGUGCCAAAUAUGUUAUACCGAGGAAAUGGAUGCAAUCUUUGCCGAGUGUGGUCACCUUUGUUCCUGUGUGACUUGUGCGAGCCUUGUGAGUCUGUGUCCGAUGUGCCGCAAAGAGAUCAAGAAGGUGAUCAAGAUAUAUCGGGCAUAG
Molecule: messenger RNA, 3594 nt
Organism: Penicillium digitatum Pd1
Lineage: Eukaryota; Fungi; Ascomycota; Eurotiomycetes; Eurotiales; Aspergillaceae
Product: putative MATH and UCH domain protein
Biological process (GO): protein deubiquitination
Molecular function (GO): cysteine-type deubiquitinase activity; protein binding
Source: RefSeq, a predicted model, not a curated record